This is a messenger RNA of Naegleria lovaniensis, 2220 nucleotides long. RefSeq lists its product as uncharacterized. The record is from RefSeq and is a predicted model, not a curated record. The coding region runs from base 1 to 2220 and encodes 739 amino acids. NCBI's taxonomy places the organism in Eukaryota, Heterolobosea, Eutetramitea, Acrasida, Naegleriidae. The transcript has a single exon.
AUGUGUCCUCUACCUGCCGCUUCGCUCACUCAUUACCAGCUUACAGAGAAUGAAAGUAAAGCACACGCAACAGAUGAUGUAUCCGAACACCACCAUUGCCCAACGGAAACAGGCACAGGACAUGUUCCCGUAAGCACAUUAUCAACCAACCCCAGUACCUUAGGUGAUGGUAGUAGUGAGAACAAUUCCACGUACCUUACGAACUCUCCCAGAGGUAGAUUGGACCGAUACAAGCUCUACUCAUCGCCAUCAUCUUCAUUGCUAUUGAAAGACCCACAGCACAUUCUUUCAGCCCAAUCAUCAACUCCAACCAACAAUUCAUUCCCUCAACAUCAUCACCUUGAUACAAUUAAAUCAAUAUCCACACAAGACCAUUCAUCGAGUCCAGUUGGAAGCAAAACUCCCAAGACACCGCACCUGAUUGCUACAACCCAAAUUACCAACAACACCCCUCGCUCUUCAUCGCUCAAGAAAUCAUCUUCAAAACUCGCCGUUAAAACCUCUCCCAUAACGAUCCGAAAGAAGGCAGACAGUGAGCAGGCAUUAAAAGAGGAUACACCAUCCAAGAAGACGAGCAAGAACCGACCUAGCACUACAGGUCAUUCAGACUACAAACAGAAAGGAUCAAAAGCACUACCUAAUCACCUAAUAUCUGCCUCGUUAUCACCAGUAGCCUUAAAGACAGGAAAACGAAUGAAGGAUCCGACUUCACCUAUGCAGAUCAAGAUGCAUGACAUCCAUGCUACGCCUCCAAAGCAUUUGGAAAAGUUUUUAAAAUUUUGCCACCCCCUUAUGAAGAGAUCUUUAGAUGCAAAUCAAGUGGAUGAAAUAACGACCACGCAAGGAGAGGAAGAGCAUGAUUGUGAUGAAGACGAAUCGAUGAGUAUGGGAAAUACUGAAACACAAGACAUGAGCUUGGACAAGAGUGGUGAGGAGAACCAACUGGAAUACACCUUGUCAAAGAAAGACUGCAAUACCACAACAAACACCUCGUUGAAUCACGACAAGGACACGACCUUGACAACUAUUACCAUUGUUGAUAAUACUGUAUUCCAUGAUUUUGAAUGUAUGUGCGAAAUAUGUAAAAAAGAACGAGAAGCUAUUCACAAUCACCAUCUUUCGCUAUCAAACAUGAAAAUGGUGCAUGAUUGUCCUAGAAAUAUUAUUAACCGUUCCAGCAUUUUGAAUGACGAAUGGCACGUGAAAAGAAUUGAAAAUGACCAUGGAAUUGCUGAACUACAAAAAUCUACCUUACUUCCAUUCGUAAAACCAAAAAGCCAAAUCUAUGUUAGGCCCAUUACAAACUUUAACGGAACAAAGCAUUUUUUGGGUGUUCACUCCAAUUCAGAUAUUGUCAAGUAUGUACACAACAAGGACCCCAAGCAUUUUAAACCAUUUGAAGAGUUUCAACUCAUUGCCAUCAACAAGGUAGCUAAAGAAAAGAGAGCAGCACAAUCCAGGCGUUAUUUUAAUUUGCUUCACAUUCUUCCCAUCAAAUGUAAACCAUUGAAGAAAAUCAUGGAUCUGUACAAGAUUGAUGAUGUGAUGUACGCCAUCUUUAUUCUCAUUACUUCGCUGGUGAAAGGCUAUAAGGUGAGAAAACAAGUGAGGCAAUGGCGUUCUUCUGCAAUCACUAUCCAACAUUGGUGGAGAGCUGUCAACAAGAGCUUGAGAAAUUCACAAAAAAGUAAUAUUAUUUCAUCCCCAACUAAUGAGGAGUUGUCCAGCACCACAAUUUUUAAACCAACUAAUGAAGAAGAAUCCUUGCCAACCACUAACCGCAGUCAUGAACAAACCAUUCACGAUUUGAAAUUGAAAUUGUGUCAGCUCUUCCAUGAAAAUGGCGAGAUCUAUACAAAGAGAGCUCAAGUGUUGCAACUCAUUUCUAAGGAAGAGAAAGCGGCGACUAACUUGGACAAAUGUAUUCACCUUAUUGAAAGCGAAAUUCAGUCGUACCAAAAGAGUCAAGUUGAAACAGACACUGGCACUCUUCUCCAUCAAAAAGCAUUCCUGGAAAGAAGUCUGAGAAAUCAUUUCGAGCGGAGUGUUGCUCCAAGAGAGGAACAAUUGGAAUUGGAGCAGUAUUGUUUCAUCUUUGAAGUUCCUAUCGACCAUCCAAGACGUUUGACCAAGUUGGUGAAAAAGCUAUUCAGCAAUCCAACACACCUGAUUCAACAAGAAGCAAGCGCCGAAAUAUUUUCCAAAUACUUUUCGUACUAA